Molecule: messenger RNA, 2921 nt
Organism: Nicotiana attenuata
Lineage: Eukaryota; Viridiplantae; Streptophyta; Magnoliopsida; Solanales; Solanaceae
Product: phosphatidylinositol 4-phosphate 5-kinase 6-like
Exons: 8
Coding region: 166-2598 (810 amino acids)
Biological process (GO): phosphatidylinositol metabolic process
Molecular function (GO): ATP binding; 1-phosphatidylinositol-4-phosphate 5-kinase activity
Source: RefSeq, a predicted model, not a curated record
CAUUCCAUCGCACGUUAGGAGAGGAGAGAGAGAGAAAGCGAGCAAGACGGAGCUGAUAGAGAGAGGGAGAGAGAGAGAGACAGAGAGAGAUAAUGAAAGAGGAGAGUGAUUCUCUAUCUCAUCAUCUGCAUGUCUUUGCAUGGCUGAUCAACAAUAGCUGGUUUGAUGCAUUUCCUCAUCCAGGACGAAUAUUAUGAAAAUCUAUCAACCUGUUUCAGCUAUUAUCUAAUUAAAACCAUAAAUACAUUUCGAGAUAAAGAAAAAAUUACUAGAAGAAAAGGAUUUAAUCUUAUCAUGAAGGCUUGGGAGGCAACCGUGAAGAAAACACAGGCAGUAGCGAGGAAACGAGCCAACACAAUAUUUGGUACCUAUGGACCAUCUCAGGUUGAGGAAGAGAUUAUUGAUCAACUAGAUCCAGAAAACGACAACGAGGGGCAUGCUAGUGGAGAAAUUUACCAUUCGGAGAGGUUCCUUCCUAAUGGAGAUUACUAUAGUGGCUAUUGGGUCGAUAAUUUCCCCCAUGGACACGGCAAAUAUUGGUGGACUGAUGGGUGCAUGUAUGUAGGUGAUUGGUUUCGAGGCAAAAAGAUGGGAAAAGGUACAUUUAGUUGGCCCUCUGGAGCUAUGUAUGAGGGGAAUUUCAAGAGUGGAUAUAUGGAUGGCGAAGGAACGUAUAUGGCGCCUAAUGGGGACGCAUUUAGAGGUUCUUGGGUGAUGAAUUUGAAACAUGGACAUGGUGUUAAGGAAUACGCGAAUGGAGAUUGUUAUGAUGGAGAAUGGAGUCGCGGAUUACAAGAAGGACAUGGUAAGUAUACAUGGAAGAAUGGGAAUUUUUAUGUUGGUGAAUGGAAGAAUGGUGUUAUAUGUGGGAAAGGUAAGAUGUGUUGGACAAAUGAGAAUGUAUAUGAAGGGAAUUGGGAAAAUGGAGUGCCUAAGGGAAAUGGGACAUUUAGAUGGGCUGAUGGGAGCUUGUACAUUGGAAAUUGGAGUAAAGAACCAAAUGAACAUAAUGGGACAUUUUAUCCAUCUGGAUCAUUGUUACAAGGAGGAAACCUUGAUUGGGAUCCUCAGCAGGUUUAUUAUACUGAUUUGAUGGAAUGUACCAUUUGUCCAAAUGAGAAGGUUUCAAUAUUGCCUUCUCAGAAAAAGCUGGCAGUUUGGAGGUCUGCUAAGGCGGCAGAAAACAACGUUCGGCCAAGGAGGAUGUCCGUAGAUGGUCGAAUAGAUGCAGCGCCUGUAGAUAGGGAAUUUGGGCGAACGCGCUUAUCAGAUUGUGCAGGAACACCUCCAAAUAUUUCUUAUUUAGAUGAUGCCAUAGCUGGUUCACAGGAACAUGAUGGGUAUAUUAGAGGGAGCCCCAUUAGAUUUCCUAAGUCAGAAAAAAGGCAAGGAGAGACUAUUUCCAAAGGGCAUAAAAAUUAUGAGCUUAUGCUCAAUUUGCAGUUGGGAAUCAGGCAUUCAGUAGGAAGGCCAGGACCUGUUCCAUCACUUGAUCUCAAGUCUUCAGCAUUUGAUCCCAAGGAGAAGUACUGGACAAGAUUCCCACCUGAAGGAUCCAAAAGUACACCUCCUCAUCCAUCUUGUGAAUUCAGAUGGAAAGACUAUUGCCCAAAAGUUUUUAGGGCUUUAAGGAUGUUAUUCAAAGUGGAUGCAGCUGAUUAUAUGCUGUCUAUUUGUGGCAAUGACGCCCUUCGGGAGCUAUGCUCCCCGGGAAAAAGCGGAAGCUUCUUCUACUUGACAAACGAUGAUAGAUACAUGAUUAAGACAAUGAAGAAGGCAGAAGUGAAAGUGCUUCUAAGGAUGCUGCAUGCCUAUUUCAAUCAUGUUCGUGCUUUUGAGAACACCCUUAUGACUAAGUAUUUCGGCCUGCAUUGUGUUAAGCUGAACGGACCGGCACAGAAGAAGGUACGAUUUGUUAUCAUGGGGAAUCUCUUCCGCACUGAUUAUACAAUUCAUAGACGAUUCGACUUGAAAGGAUCAACAUUUGGCCGGAUGACAGAUAAGCCAGAAUCAGAGAUUGAUGCAACCACAACUCUGAAAGACCUUGACCUUAACUUUAUAUUCAUGUUACCAAAGACAUGGUUUCAAGAAUUCCGCAGGCAAGUUGAUAGGGACUGUGAGCUAUUGGAACAAGAGAGAGUGAUGGACUACAGCCUUUUAGUUGGUCUUCAUUUUAGGGAAGCAAGUAUCACCGGAGACCAAACUCCUUCUGGUUGUAGAACACCUACUGAUAAUGAAGGAUUGGAAGAUGGAUCAGUUCCUCGUCUGUCUCGAUCAGAUAGGGAUCAAUUGCAUCUUGAUCCUGCAGGGUGGGCUAGCAUAAGUUUGGGUAUAAACAUGCCCGCACGAGUCGAACGGACAGAAAGGAAAAAUGACUUAGACUUUCAGUUAGUAGGAGAACCCACAGGAGAGUUCUAUGAUGUGAUAUUAUUUUUUGGAAUCAUAGACAUACUUCAGGACUAUGACAUUACCAAAAAGCUUGAGCAUGCAUACAAAUCUAUCCAAUGUGAUCCCAACUCUAUCUCAGCUGUCGAUCCAAAGGCGUACUCAAGGCGUUUUCGGGAUUACAUAUUCAAAGUUUUUACAGAGGACACUUAGGAAGAAAUACCUUCAGUUUUCAGUCCCUUUGUUCUGAAUCUAGCGGAGAGGCUUCAGAUGGAGCUUAUUUUGCUAUAAAAAAAAGGAGAUAAGCUUGGCAAGAACUGUAUACCAUUUUGGUAAUCGUCUUUGAAAGUUUACUAUGGUUGCAUCCAACAACUAGUACACCUCCAAUUCCUUCAUUUCUUUUUUCUUAUGAUUUUUAAGUCUUAGUCUCAUAGAUACAGUCACUAAUUUGAGAUGACAAUUGUAUAGAAACAGCUGUAAGAGUAACAGCACCAAUGUAACUAAUUUACUUGCGAAAAAAGUUUGUUCAGAGUUAU